AAUCAGAAUAUUUUAAUACGUCAGAUGAAUCUGAAGAAGAAAAAAAGAAUGAUGAGAAAAUAAAAAAAAGGAAGAAAAAAUGUAAAAAACAUAAAAUUAAAAGAGGAAAAUUAAGAGAGUUAUCCAAGAAAAAAAGAAAGUCUUAUUAUAAUGGAAAAAAUAAAAAAAAUGCAUCAAAAUCUGCGAAAUAUAAUAUAAAUCUAAAGAAGAAUUUAAAUAAUAACAAUGAUUUAGAAUAUAAGAAUUGUAAUAUAUAUAACGAUAACUAUAUUUGUGAAAAUAUCAUUUCAGAAAAUGAGACAAAUGAACCUUAUGGAUAUUAUGAAGAAAUUGAUUAUAUUGAUGAUGAAUUAUAUUAUGAUGAAAUAUGUAACGAAGAGAUUCAAUUAUUAAAUGGAAAUCCAAAUGAUGAAGGAAUAUAUUAUGAAAAUUAUUUGGGAAGUGAAGAAGAAUAUGAUUAUGCAAUUGAAAACCUACCUCAUUUGGGAAUAGAAAUAAUUGAAGAAGAAUUUAAAGGAAAGGAUGAGGACUUAAAUGAAGAAAAUAUUGAUUACAAUAAAGAAAGAAUUACAGAAAAUAUUUAUCAUGGUCUUGAAGUAAUUGAAGAAGGAAUUAAAGAAAGAAUGGAAGAUAUAAUUGUUGAUGGAAGUGAAAUAGAAAAUGAAGAACAUCUUGAAUAUGAUAUUGAUGAUAUAAAGGAAAGAAUGUUUGGAGGGAAUCAAAAUAAUAUUACAAGGUUAUUUGAAAAAAUACAAAAACACAUGAAAUAUGACAGUGAUGAAAGUGAAGAAUUAAGUGAGUUAGAAAACAAUGAAAGAAUAAGAGAAAAAAUUGUAUAUGGUAGGGAAAAUGUUGAAUAUGUAAGCGAAGAAAGUAGUGAUGUAGAAAGCAAUACAGAAAUUGAAGAAAGAAAUGGAUAUAGUAGCGAAGAUAUUUCAUGUGUAUCUGAAGAAGUUAGUGAUUCAGAUUUAGAAGAAAAUAUGGAAGAAGGAAUAGAAGAUGGACUUAUAGGAAUAAUUCAGAAUAUAUUUCAAGGAAAUGAUAAGCAAAAGAAAGAUGAAAAAGAAAUUAAUAUAGAAACACAAAAUGUAUAUAAUUGGAAAUCAGGAAAAAAAGCUUUAGCAAAGUUGUUAAGUAAUUCUAAUAAUUUGAGUGUAAAUAACAUAAAAUAUUCUGAAUGGAAUUUCGAACGUAUACCAACCUUAGGUUUUUGUAAAGAAGAUGAUAGAGUUCAAGAAAUGUUUAAAGCUUCAAUUAUGGGAAAUAAUGAUGAUUCUACAAGAGAAGUAAAAUUUUUUAUUAAAAAGAUACGAAUUGAUGUAUGGUUAAAACAAUAUCAAUUGAUGAAUGAAUAUGAUGGGGAGUAUUUAUUAGAUGGAGAAAAUUUUGUGAUGGAAGCAGUAGCAUCAGCAUAUUUAAGUGAGCAUUACCCAGGAUUAAUACCUAAAUUACAUAAUGUGGUAUUUGAACCUGUUAACCAUAACAAUAAUAAUGAUGAAACAAAUAAUAUUGAUAAUGAAAAAAAUAAUAAAAAAUAUAGUAAUGAUAGUAAAUAUGAAGAAGAUUAUUAUGAUGAUAUGGGCUAUCAUACAGGUGAUGAAAAUGAUACAUGUGAAGAUUACUAUGAUUCUGAUAGUUUUUAUACAAUUGAUGGCUAUGAUCAUUUACAUAAAUUCAAUGAUAUGUUAAGGAAACAACUAGAUAAUAAUAAGAAAGGAUAUGUUGUCUUGGUUUCUGAAUUAUAUGGUCAAGACCUUUUUCAAUAUAUUAAUAAUAGAAAUGAAAAUGAAGAGGCUAUCGUAAAUGAUGAAGAAAAAAAAAAAAUUAUGAAUGAAUGUUUGAAAUUAUUAAUAAAAUUACAUAAUGCGGGAUUAGCACAUCUUGAUAUAUCUCCAGAAAAUAUUUUAAUAACAAAUAAUUUUGAAUUACGUUUAUGUGAUUUAGCUAAAAGUGCUCCAAUUUAUACUUGCAAUUUGAGACAUAUUAAAGGUGAGGAAAAAAAGUCUUUUUUAUUCCAAUCAUAUCAGCCGUGUGUUGGAAAAUUAACAUGUAUGCCAAAAGAAUGUUGGGAUAUUGUUAAAGAAUAUAUACGAUUAAAAAUAAAAAAUCCUCUAGAAUAUUUAAAAUCCAUUAAAGAUCAAGAAGAAAGGAAAAAGUUUUAUUUUGAUGUAUUAUGCGCAGAUAAAUAUAUGCUUGGAAUAUUAUAUAUAUGGAUAUGGAAUAAUAAUUAUAUAUGGAAAAGAGCUGACCCAUCAAAAGAUAAAAUAUUUAAUCAUUUAUUAAAUUAUAAUAUGGAUAUAAAUGCAUUUGAGUUAGCAGAAGAAUGGCCAAAUGGUCUAAAAAACAUAAUCAAUAAAUUGUUAGAUUUAGAAUCUAGAAUGAAAAUAAAACUGGAUGAUCUGGUUAGGCAUCCUUGGUGGUUUUAUGAUGAAUAA
Messenger RNA from Plasmodium gaboni, 2435 nucleotides. RefSeq names its product serine/threonine protein kinase, FIKK family. The record is from RefSeq and is a predicted model, not a curated record. Gene Ontology annotation, molecular function: ATP binding; protein serine/threonine kinase activity. The annotation marks the transcript as partial. Gene Ontology annotation, biological process: intracellular signal transduction; protein phosphorylation. The transcript is spliced from 2 exons. NCBI's taxonomy places the organism in Eukaryota, Apicomplexa, Aconoidasida, Haemosporida, Plasmodiidae.